AUAUUAAAGUUCUCAAAUUGGAAUACCUAAUAGCGGGAAUAUGACGGUUUCGUACACAGCCGAGGUGGCCUCGUGCCGCCAUUUUGGCUGCUUCUGGAAGCUGUUGGCCAGAUGGCGUGCCAGUAUCUACAAGAUUAUUUGGGUGGAUUUAUUGGCGUUUCUGGCAAGCUUCUAUUGCAUGGCCCUGCUGUACCGUUAUGUCCUCAGGGAAAGUGACAAAGUGAUCUUCGAGGACAUUGUCGUGUACUGCCACAGCUAUGGCACCCUGAUACCGCUCUCGUUCGUUCUGGGCUUCUACGUGUCCAUCAUUGUAGAUCGCUGGUGGAAUCAGUACAUCACAGUGCCCUGGCCAGAUCCCCUGGCGGUGUAUGUGAGUGCCCUGGUGCGGGGUCAGGAUGAGCACGGACGACUCAUGCGUCGCACCAUCAUGAGAUAUGUGUGCCUGGCCCUGACAAUGGUCCUGACCAUGAUAUCGCCGGUGAUUAAGCGGCGUUUCCCCAACUACGACUACCUCAUUGAGGCGGGAUUGCUCAACGCGAACGAGGCGAACAUCAUCAAGGCCAUGGACGCCAAGUUUCCCAAGCAUCCCAAGUAUUGGAUGCCCAUCAUGUGGGCCAGCAGCAUUGUGACGCGCGCCAGGAAGGAGGGGCGCAUCUGGGACGACUUCUCCCUCAAGUCCAUGAUUGACGAGCUGAACAAGUUUCGGGCUGGCUGCAACAUGCUCAUCCACUACGACACCAUCAGUGUUCCCUUGGUCUACACGCAGGUGGUGACCCUGGCGGUCUAUACGUACUUCAUGGCCGCCAUAUUCGGCCAUCAAUGGAUCGAUAAGCAGUCUGGCGGCGAGAGCAGAUACAGGAACGUGAUCAAUUAUUACUUUCCGCUUUUCAGCACCCUGGAGUUCUUCUUCUUCAUGGGAUGGCUGAAGGUGGCCGAGACGCUCAUCUGUCCCUUCGGAGAUGACGAUGACGACUUUGAGCUCAACUGGCUGAUCGACCGCAAUCUUCAAGUGAGCUAUCUAAUCGUGGACGAGAUGCACAACGAUCAUCCGGAGCUAGUUAGGGAUCAGUACUGGGACGAGGUCUUCCCAAACGAGUUGCCCUAUGCAGCGGAGGCACAGCGGGCCGAGCAUCCGGAGGCUUCUACAGCUAGGAUGGACCUGUCCAAGAUCAACACGCUGACAACGGCUCCGUACAAGGCUCACAGCGUCGAUCUGGAGCCGGAUUGGACCGAUUUCGAUGACGAGGACGAGAACGAGCUGCGCAUCCGAUUCGCCCCGCAUGAAAUCCACCCCAGCAGGAGCUCUGUGUCCAUCUCAGUUUCCUCGGAUGAACACUUUUCACGGUUCGAAGAGGAUUUGGGCGAGGAGGAACACCUGAGUCGCGAGACAAGCAAGGACGACUUUGCCCGUCUGAAGGCGGAGCGGGAACGCGAACGCAUGACUCGUCAAAUCCAUCAUGCUGCCAUGACGCUGGAGCUAAUGAAGGGCGAAGCUCCCGCUGGAACCAGUUCGGGUGGGGCCUCGGAGCAGGACAACGGCAGGCAAACGCGCAAGGACACAGAAAUUCAGACAGACAAGAGUCACAUAAGCAAGAAAAAGGACAAGUAAAUAUGUA
Molecule: messenger RNA, 1616 nt
Organism: Drosophila persimilis
Lineage: Eukaryota; Metazoa; Arthropoda; Insecta; Diptera; Drosophilidae
Product: bestrophin-4
Exons: 3
Coding region: 41-1609 (522 amino acids)
Molecular function (GO): chloride channel activity
Source: RefSeq, a predicted model, not a curated record